UUAAAUCAUACGCUUCUCUGUGUCUUUGUGUAAUAACAGAACCUGCAGCGGGAGAAAAAAAAGAGGACGGUAGAGACAGAGAAAGAGAGAGAAAGAGAGAGACCGAGAGAAACAGAGAGAGAGAAACAGAGAGACGGAGAACUCAGGAGCCAUAUGGUGGUUUGACUGGAGUGGAAGCCUACUUCUGAUCCUGCCUUUUAAUCCUCUCUACAAAUCUCCUGUAAUGAGGAUGAGACAGGCCACGCUGCCGGGCUUAUGGGACAGGGUACGAGAAGACGUGGGGACAUUCUUCAGCAGCUGGACGGCACGACUGCCCGCAAAGCGCAGGAGGAGAAGACGAGCCUGAGAGAGAGGAGCGCCCUGCAGCAUCAAUCGAGUCCGGGUUUCCCAGUGCUCAACGAGCAGCAGAGGACAGUGCAGUCACCGCAAGGAGGAUGCUAUAGAUGACCCGAGCGCAACUGACAGAGGAAGUUUGUUUGCUUGCUCGCUCACACGCAGCCAACUCGGCGUACACACGGGUGGAAAGAGAAAUCUAAAACUUCUUCUGGAGAGGAGUGCCAGCAGAGAGAGUGGAUCCGCCGGUUUUUCAUCCUAGGGUCGUGGGGGAUGCAGGGUGUGAUCUGAGCGUGGCAGGGGGCGGGGGCACGGAAUGGCACACGAGCAGGAGGAGGAAGACCCCCACCUGGGGGCGGGGCCAGACGAGGACGAGCAGCAGCUGUUCCGGGAGGGGGAAUCGGAGUCGUGGAGCCUGCUCUCCGACGACUCGGUCCUGCCCGUCUACGAGCGCGAGAGGAAGCCGGGCAGCGCCAACACGCUGCUGGAGGCCUGCGGCCAGAACGACCUCCAGACGCUACGGAGGCUGCUGGAGCGGGGCCUGACCCAGGAGGAGGUCAGGGAGCUGGACAUCAACGGCAGGAAUGGGCUGAUGCUGGCAGCCAGCAUGGGCUUUGUGGAUAUUGUUGUUGGGCUGCACCAUUGCCCCUUCAUUGACAUCAAUCACCAGGACAACGACGGUAACACCGCCCUCAUGAUCGCGGCACAGGCAGGCUACAUCACCAUCAUGAACUACAUCCUGAACUUCUACGCCGGGGUGGACACGGAGGUGCGGGACAGCCGCGGGUUCACAGCGCUGAUAAAGGCCGCUAUGCAGGGCCGCAACGACUGCGUGUCCUCCCUGGUCAUGGCCGGAGCGGACCUGAACAGCGUGGACACGACGCGGGGGAAGUCGGCGAAGGAGUGGGCGCUGAAGACGGGGCGCUACGACACGCUGUACCGGCUGCGGCGGCUGCAGCUGCGGCCGUGCGCGGAGCAGUUCUGCGACGGCUACGUGGCCGAGUGGCCCGAGCUCCGACAGCUGGUCGCCAAGGCGACCGCCCCCAAAACCCGCGGCCAGCGUCUGAGCGAGCGCCUCCGCUCCACGCUGACCAUCGGCCUGCCCCACGACCCCCGUGACAACGGCGUGCUGGACCACAUGGUGCGCAUGACCACCAGCGUGCGCUCGCCCCUGGUGGCCACGGGCUGCCGGCCCCUGUGCCCCACCAGCCCCCCCGAGGCGGGGAAGCGGCGGCUGGCCGUGCCCGAGCUGGCGCAGAGGAACCCGGGAGCGGACCUGGAGCGGCGCUCGGUGCGGCACAGCGACGGGUCCGUCAGCUCAGCCUCGCCCUCGGUGGACUCCGGGUCGGUCUCCGGGUCGUCCAUGUCGCUGGCGUCCUGCUGCACGGACGCGGCGCGGCGCGGGAGCGUGCUGUCCAAUCGCGUGCGGGGCCUGCUGCCCCGCGGCAUCGGCCAGCGCAACAGCGUCUUCCCCGCCGGCUGCAUCCCGCAGAUCCACAUCACCCGGUCCGCCGAGCGCACGCCCAAGAAGGAGAAGAAGAAGAAGAUGUCCAAGGCCCACCUGGAGCCCCCGCUGUGGAAGUACAAGGAGGCCAAGCAGGAGAGGAAGAGGGAGAGGGUGAAGGCCGAGGAGGCGGCGGAGAGGGAGAAGUCUGAGAAAAAGAAGAAGAAGAAGAAGAAGAAUAAUAAGAAGAAAAAGUAGGAGGAAAUCCCCACCAAAAAAAAGCCUCUACCAGGCCACUGUGGACUUCUCCCCUCUGCCUCUAUAUCCCCCAGUCUAAGUCCAACCACUGGGACAUUACCUUAUGAGGUAAAGCUGCCACCCUUUUGCUCUCACCUGGACCCUAUUUGCAGUUGGAUCGUGAUUAUAGGUCAUCAUCCGGAUGAAUUCACCAAGGAACUUAUUUUUCACCAUCUCCCUUUUCUGACUUGACUAUGCUGACAUCAUUUGGGGGAAAUGCUCAUGAAGAUGUCAAUCACCAGCAAUCACUGAACUACACUUUUUUUGUUUUUUUGUUGGAACACUCUGUUUUUGUGCUAAAUGUAUGAAUGCAGUGUUUUUUCAGAAUUUCAUACAGACUUUCUUUUUUGGUUUGUUUGUUUUUGUGUUAUAUGCAAGUAUGAUUACAGAUAAACUAUGGUACAAAUAUCUGAAAAGAAAACAUUGAAUUUUGGUAGCAUUGCUGGAAUAUCUUAGCUCUACAUAACCUGCUCUCUGCUCUGAGCUACACCCACGUUUCUCCCAAGCACAGUACCUCCACGUUCUAUACAGCUGUUCUCAGAAGAACAAUGGAGUCAAACCAGCACAACAAAAAUAAUAAACUCCAUGUUGGGUUUUUCUUC
Molecule: messenger RNA, 2676 nt
Organism: Conger conger (European conger)
Lineage: Eukaryota; Metazoa; Chordata; Actinopteri; Anguilliformes; Congridae
Gene: ankrd33aa
Product: ankyrin repeat domain 33Aa
Exons: 5
Coding region: 650-2035 (461 amino acids)
Molecular function (GO): protein binding
Source: RefSeq, a predicted model, not a curated record